Brugia pahangi is the source of this 774-nucleotide messenger RNA. The record is from the annotation of a GenBank genome assembly. NCBI's taxonomy places the organism in Eukaryota, Metazoa, Nematoda, Chromadorea, Rhabditida, Onchocercidae.
AUGAAUGUAAUCAAGAAGAAUACCGAGAAUUAUGAAAUAAAAAAGGAAGUGAAUCAAGACUGCGCACGGCGUCUAUUUAUAUAUCGACUGAGAAAUGGCAUGCGGCAGGUAUCAUCUCACAGAAUCGCAGUUGAUACCUUGGUUUAUGUUCGAAAAAUCAUAGGUUUUGGAAAGUACAACAGUGCUCAAGAACUCAUUGAGUUGCUGGAAACUGAAAGAAAGCAUUUGUUGGAGGCAUUGCCUUAUCAGUUUGUUGUUUCAAAUAUUAUAUUAUGUGUUAUCAAAAUUAUCUGUGAAGAAAACGGUGAAACUACCGCUGCAUUUGGAGAUCUAGUACCGCAUGAUUCCUUAGAUGAGCUCUGGAAAACUCCAGACAGUAGAAAAGUUAUGGAUCCACGGAAAUUUCGAAAAUUAGCUCUUGUUGCUAUUAAUGAAUUUGCAGCUGAAAUCGAUACUUGUGUUGAUGAUAUAUGUGCCCAGGCAAGUGAUUACAUCUGUACAUCUGAUGUUAUCAUAACACACUCACUGUCAUUGUCAUCUACACUGAGAGCAUUUUUCAAGUCAGCUCGUAAAAGUCAGAAAAAUUUUCGAUUACUGGUGGUAGAUGAAGAAAUUGAUUAUGGUGAUUGUUUGUCGUCAGUGGAUGUUCUAACUGCUAUGCAGCGCGCUACCCGAGUCUUUAUCUCUGCUGUCGCUGUAUUUCCGGAUGGAUCUUGCUUGGCACCGGCAGGCACUGUUUCAUUUUUUUUUUCGGAUACUAUAAAAUUUUAUUAG